GAGGGCGCGAAAAGUAAACACAAAACUGUCAGAAAUCACAAUGCAUAUUUGAGAUUCGGCCAACGGGUGGUCAAUUGUCUUAUCGUUGCGGUGAAGUCCUUCCCUUUUUGCUUUGUCCCCGAAUUAACAGCUGGUGAAAAAUAUAAAAUUUAAAUUUCAAAACAAAGUACAAGAGCACAGCUGCAUGCAUGCCCACAGAACGCUAACUACGAGCAGAAAUUCAGCUUUAAUACGGGUUUAAAUAACAAAAAACUGGAUGUUUGAACAGCCAACGAAGUGAACUCAGUUAGCUUGAAGAAUUGGGCUCGAAUCAGGACGACUGUUAAUAUUUAUGCCUAAAGUAAUUAAUGCUAUGAUGUAUAAUUUACGAACGGCAAAUCAAGUCUCUCCUGUGAAUGACAGAUCUUGUCUGACCUGAUCAGGUAUUGAAACAUAUUAUACCAGUUAUAUAUACUGUUUGGGCUUGAAAGAUGAAAGUAUUAUGAAAGACGGCGAGGCGAAAUAACAUUUGAACUAAAAAGAAGUCGAAAAAUUUCGAGAUAUGUUCCUGGAGGAAAAGAUCAGCCGAUGUAGUGUACGUGUAUUAUCUUCAAAUCUAGACAGAUAAACAUAUAGAAACAUUGUUGAUUUGUGACGGACAUCUCGAGCAAGCAAACGAAACUUAUAUAGCCAGCUUUUACCGUUUGAAAAGAGAUUUAAGUACGCCGGAAGUUACCUGCUGCACACGAAGAAUCAUUUGUUUCAUCGCUGCUUUGUAUUUCAGUUGACGAAUUCGUGCUUCAAGCAGGAUUCUACAAAAUACUAGAACUUUUAAUUAACGAGAAGACCAUUGGAGAUAUGAAAGCAAUAUAAGAAAAGAUAUCCUCUGUUUAUACGAAGUGAUUCACAUUCUUUCAUUCAAGCACAGUGAUUAAAAGUCUCAAGGGAUCGUUUGACGUAGAAUUGAAUUAGAAUUACAUACAUAUGAAAUACAUAGAAUUGAAUUGAGUUGGUACUGUUGAUCACGAUACUUGGAAAUAUCCGUUCAGCCGUAUUUAUAGGGCAACAAAAGAGCAACAAUGUCGAUGAACAAUACUACCUCAAAUUCACCCGAAGACAAUUAUGGUAUACGUGUUCCCCUCUACGAGAGCACCGUUAUAAUAAUAGUACUCAUAUUCGCUCUUCUUGCAAACGGUUUGUUGAUAUUUCUAUUCCUUCGGGAUCAUCGCAUGCGCACAACUACAAAUUUCUUUGUAAUAAGUCAUAUAAUCUCGGAGUUCUUCGCUAGUUGCCAAGGUCUCAUCAUCUCUUUCUACGUGCUCGCCAUGAACGGCGAGGCUGUGUUCUCGAUGAACACUUGCAUUUUCAUUGGCUGUGAAAACAUAUUCUUUUUCAACACGAGCUUUCUGAGCUUGACCGCCAUUGCAGUAAAUCGGUAUUUGGCGGUGGUGAAGAAAGUCCAUCACAAAAUCACGGCCAGGAAAGCGAAGAUAGUCAUUUGUGGUUUGUGGUUGAUCUCCCUGAUGGCCUCGCUGCCCUGGGGCACAAUUUUCGCAUGGAGGCCGGUCACAGAGAGUCGUUUCCUAGCGUGGCUAGUGUACUGUCAGAAAUCCCCGGGGAUUUUUGAUUCCCUCAACGACCCAUCUCCGUCGGUGAUCGUGAACCUGCUUCUGAACAUCCUGUGCAUUGGCGUACCAAUUCUUGUCCUGAUUGUUUGCUUUUAUUACAUCUUGAAGUCAGCUCUACGAAAUCGACGUCAAGUCAGCGUGAGUUAUAACAUUCACCAUGUCGCAGCCGAUGCGUAUGCCAGAUCAGCGUUUACCACACUCCUCAUCAUAACCGUCUAUCUGAUAUGCAAUGCGUUUAUCCUUCCAAUCAUAAUCUCGCCGUCAUCGGCAGAGAGCAAAUCCAAUUCAUUUUUCUAUCGUUUCUUCAUCUGGCUGCGUUCUGCGACCUACCCGAUGGUUUACAUCUUACGAAAUCCGAUUUAUUUUCGCCUACUGAGACAGAAAAUUUUCCACAUCUACAACUAUUUGGUGCAGUCUUGUUCGUGUAAGUUCAAAGAUGAAGGAAACUCGUAUACCACUCCCAAAUCCCCGAUACCACACUCAAUCGCGAGUAGUCGUGUUGCCAUGGAGAUUAACAAGCACAGACGUGAUCACGAUUCGCAAACUUUGCGCAAAGAUAGUCUAACCCCAGCGGCCCAGCAGAUCAGGGCCUGGUACCUAUCCAAGCCGAAUAUGGCAUUCACAGACUUAGGAAAAGUAGACGGACGGAGUAAUGGAAGGAGGGUUGGGAAUGAAACUAGUAAAGUUUAGAUAGAUUUCAUUCUUGUCUCAAAAACUCAACGCUGAGUUAAGCAUGGUUAGAUCAUGCAGAGAUAGUGCAUGUAUUCUUGAAUGAAGCUACCUUUAAACCCCUAUUUACAGUACGCGCAAUUUUAGGUUUGGCAUAUGGAUAAAAUUGGUACGGAUGAAAUUUGGACCAUCUAUUUAGGUAGUCCAAAUUUCAUCAAUGUAAAAUUAUUUUAUUCUGACCAAAACUGAGAUUGAACAUAGUGUGUUGGUACUGAUGUUAAAAUUUUAGUGUUUGGGCAGUUUAAAUUUUCGUCCGUACCAUUCUUUCAGUACCGUACCGAAAAUUGUGUGUAGUUUAAAUGGCGCAUAAGUGAUCUGAUUUUGUAAAGAACUCACGGCUAAGUUGAGAAUUUUUGCAUCAUGCAGAAGUAGUAUACACGUUCUUAACGGUAAGCUUCUUUGAUAAAAGUGAUCUGAUGUUGUGCAGAGCUUACUGCUGAGUUAAGCAUGGCUGUGUUAUGCAAAAGUUGCACGUGCUUUUAAGCGUGAGCUACCCUGAAGUGACCCGAUGUUGUACCGAAGAACUCAGUCAACUCACUGCUGAAAAAAGCAUGUUUACAUCUCGUGAAGUAGUUCUUGAAUGUAGGCGACCUUAAUUAAAGCAAUCUCAUCUUGUACGGAUUUACUACAAGUGUAUCUAAAGUGGAAGUCAAGUCCGUUCUGGGCAUAGGUUCUGCUCUGAGGGCCCUCAAUUGCCUAAAUUUAGCAUGUUUCUUAUUUUCUCUUAACAUAAACUCUAGUUUAUAUUAAUUUAGAAGCGUAACGAACCUAAAUAGUGUCAGAUAUUCAGACAGCACAUCGUAUUUUAAAAAAUAGCGAAGUUCAAAAUCUUAACAAACCGUUUGUUUACAUACGGACUUGACUUCCACUUUAAGUGUGGACUUGUCUUGGCUAUCUCGGGUGUUGAGAUCUAGUAUUGUACAGGACUCGUUGCUGAGUAAAGCCAGUUUAAACCACUCGUACAUGGAGUAUUGUAAGCACCUUACUGCUGAAUAAAACAUGUCUAGACCACGUAU
This is a messenger RNA of Dendronephthya gigantea, 3352 nucleotides long. Its product is annotated as adenosine receptor A3-like. The transcript has a single exon. Gene Ontology annotation, cellular component: membrane. Bases 1059 to 2297 code for a protein of 412 amino acids. The record is from RefSeq and is a predicted model, not a curated record. Gene Ontology annotation, biological process: G protein-coupled receptor signaling pathway. NCBI's taxonomy places the organism in Eukaryota, Metazoa, Cnidaria, Anthozoa, Malacalcyonacea, Nephtheidae. Gene Ontology annotation, molecular function: G protein-coupled receptor activity.